Molecule: messenger RNA, 2160 nt
Organism: Manihot esculenta (cassava)
Lineage: Eukaryota; Viridiplantae; Streptophyta; Magnoliopsida; Malpighiales; Euphorbiaceae
Product: probable protein S-acyltransferase 23
Exons: 13
Coding region: 147-1781 (544 amino acids)
Biological process (GO): protein palmitoylation
Cellular component (GO): Golgi membrane
Molecular function (GO): protein binding; palmitoyltransferase activity
Source: RefSeq, a predicted model, not a curated record
GUAGAAAAAGGAAAAAAAAAAGAGCUCGCCCGUCUGAUUUCGAGACCAAAAUCGCUGCCAUUUCCAAAUCCAGGCGAUAAACCCUAAACCUCCAAAUUCAGAAAGCCCAUUUGGAAUCCAUUCCGCAUGCAUUGGUCAACCUACGUAUGGCAUCUUCAGAGAUCGAGGUAGUGUCAUCGGAAUCCAAAACGCAGCCGGAGCAAAGUCCAAACAACAACGCACCUACUGUGAUCGAUGUCUUCUCCGCUUCUGCUUAUGGAGAUUUCGAGAAAUUGCGCAAAUUUGUCGAGCAAGAUGGUGCUUCUCUCUCUAAACCUGAUGGCAAUGGGUACUAUGCUCUCCAGUGGGCGGCCCUCAACAACUUCGCUGAUAUCGCACAAUACAUCAUCGAGCAUGGGGGCAAUGUGAAUGCGGCUGACAAUUUGCAGCAGACAGCAUUGCAUUGGGCUGCAGUUAGGGGUUCAAUUGCUGUAGCAGAUGUGCUGUUGCAGAAUGGAGCUCGAGUAGAGGCAACCGAUGUAAAUGGCUAUCGGGCAGUUCAUGUUUCUGCCCAGUAUGGACAGACAGCUUUCUUAAAUAACCUUGUUGCAAAGUAUCAUGCUGAUUUUGAUGCACCAGACAAUGAAGGGAGGAGCCCUCUUCAUUGGGCUGCAUACAAGGGAUAUGCUGACACUGUUAGAUUACUUCUAUUUCGAGAUGCAAGCCAAGAAAGACAAGAUAGAGAAGGUUGCACCCCUUUGCACUGGGCCGCAUUAAGAGGAAACAUAGAGGCAUGCACUGUUCUUGUACAUGCUGGCACAAAGAAGGAGCUGACAGUGAAAGAUAAAGCCGGAUUUACCCCUGUUCAGCUUGCAUCUGAUAAAGGUCAUCGGCAUGUCGCCCUUUUCCUUUCUAAUGCACAACGUUCACAGAGCAAACACUGGGGUGACAAAAUUUGCCGUGGGAAGAUGGGGGACAUUGGCUAUGCUCCUAUCUUGUUGUCAAUUAUAAUCUUUCUCAUGUUUCUAUUUAUUAACUCAGUUAUUGCAGCUCCAAAUCUUCCAAAAAUAACUGCUGUUGUUGGACUUUGGGGAUGGGCCGCUCUUUCUCUGGCUGUUGCUGCACUGAUCAUGUUCUACAGGUGUAGUAGUAAAGAUCCAGGUUUUAUCAAAAGACUUGAAGAUUUGGGUAGAGAUAAAGAUGCAGAGGAUCCCUUAUUAAAUGUUGAUCUGAAUAACUGCUCUGUAUGGAUGGGUAAUUGGUCUCAGCUUUGCCCUACCUGCAAGAUAAUCAGACCCGUUCGCUCCAAGCACUGCCCUGCAUGUAAGCGCUGUGUGGAGCAGUUUGACCAUCACUGCCCUUGGAUAUCUAAUUGUGUUGGGAAGAGGAACAAACGGGAUUUUUUCAUUUUCUUAUGCCUGGGAACUUUGACAUCAUUCCUUGGUGCUGCUAUUACAAUUCAACGGAUCUGGACAGCUGUGGAGUCAUUGCAUACAGAAGGAAGAUGGAUUCGUUACGUGGUGGUUCAACAUCCUGGGGUAGUUACAUUUUUGGUUUUGGACAUGAUUAUUUUCAUUGCUGCCACAACCUUAACCACAGCACAAGCAUCGCAGAUAGCUCGGAAUAUCACCACUAAUGAACUUGCAAAUGCUGCUCGCUACGGGUACCUUCGUAGUCCAGAUGGACGAUUUCGGAACCCAUACAACCAUGGGUGCAGAAAGAAUUGUGCAGAUUUCCUUAUUCAGGGCUAUACAGAUGAUGAUGAAAUAGCUUGGCCACCAUUACAGCAGGCUGCCAGCUAGAACUAAUGCAAGGAGGUGCUGCUUUGCUAGGUGGAAUACUUUCUAGCAAAUGCCAAGAUUCUUGUAGUGUUGUGCAGUGCUCAUUCUUGUUGAUGUAUAAACUUGGUUAUUUUAGAGUACAUUGACCAUUAUAUGUACACUCAAUACCACAAAAUAGAAAAUAGAUGUGAAUUAGUUUCAAAAAUUUCCCUUUUUUUCAUGCUUUGUCUGUAACUUUGAAUAAUUUUCCUUCUAUGAGAACAAAAUGGUCCAGGAGAAAACUCUGCCAUUUGGGUUUGACAUCUGAUAGUGCCAUUUGGGUUACAGAGUUCAUACUAUCUCAGCUUGCCCGAUGGAUAACGUGAAUAUUAUUUAUGAAAAGUUAUGAUUCAGUCUUGCA